Nematocida major is the source of this 1617-nucleotide messenger RNA. RefSeq lists its product as uncharacterized. Gene Ontology annotation, biological process: intracellular protein transport; vesicle-mediated transport. The record is from RefSeq and is a predicted model, not a curated record. Bases 1 to 1617 code for a protein of 538 amino acids. The transcript has a single exon. NCBI's taxonomy places the organism in Eukaryota, Fungi, Microsporidia. Gene Ontology annotation, cellular component: membrane coat.
AUGUGCAUAGGGCCAUUUAUGUACACCCUGACAGGAGCCCUUAUAGAAAAUGCAGUUUCUGCAGAGAAGUCGCCCCUGCAGAGAGCCAAGGAAAGCCUAUCCUCGGGCGAGAAAAGGCUGAUCAUAAAGGCCUUCCACAUAAUGUCCACAAAAAGCAUUUCGUACAAGGAAAAGGCCCAGCUGUUCCCGCAGGUUCUCAGCCUGAUCGGGCACGACGCCAUUGAGGUGAAGUGUCUUGCAUACUCUUUUGUUCUGCGCUCCCUGCGGAGCGACUCGAGCCUCCUCAUCCUGGCCGUCAACACAGUCAAGCAGGAAAUAAGCGGAGACCUCGAGUACAGAACACCCCUGCACGCGCUGAAAACAUCCCUGGCGUUUGACUUUAUAUCCAAGGUGAAGGACCCGGAGUUCCUGAACCACUUCUCGUACGAAAUUGAAAAAAGCUUCUGCUCGAGCUCCGACAUCAUCAGAAAGUCCGCCCUCCUGGCAGCGCCUGCUCUGUUUGCCGCGUUCCGGGAGACAAAGACAUGCGCAAUCCGGCAGGCCCUCGACGAGAAGAGUCCGGUCGUUCUUGGCGCUGCCAUUUCUGCGCUUGUCUCCAUAGAGAGGCAGGCUGCAGGAACCUUUUCCGAGAGCGACCUGGUGCACUGCUUUAGAGUUCUCUGCAAAAACAGGCAGGGCAUUGAAGAGACGCACGGAAACUUCCCCCUUCUCUUUUCGCGCCUGUGCAGGCUGUUGCAGGCCUCUGUCAACUGCAGCCUUCUGGAGACGGCAGCGCUCGUGCUGGAGUUUCUCCCCCUCUGCGCGCUCAAGGAGCUGGCGAGCAUGCGCAAGGAGCUGCUCGCGCUUCCGGUCGUGGAGAAGAUCGCAAACAGCAUGAGCAGCUACAUUGGGACGCGCAGCAAGACCGAAGCUCUCGAGUGCAUUUUGUUUCUUUUGCAGACACACGCAAUAAAGCUGGAAACAGACCCAUUUGUCGCAACAAGCGAAGACACGCCAAAGGAGAAGAUUCUGAAGAUGCACAUUCUGUUCCGCAUAAACAGCAGCGAGGGCCUCGAGGAGAUUGUCUCCAGCCUGCGAGACCGAGACUGCACAUACAAUGCUGCAUGCCUCCUGCUGGAAAUGGAUGCGCUGCGGGAGGAGGACGUCCGGGAGGGCUUCCGCUGCAGCGAGUCUAGCAUGCUGCGAGCGCUCUAUACCAAGCACCCGCUCCCAGAAAAACUUUCUCCCACGGUGCGGACUGCACUUGCAAACAUGUCAAAUGUCUCCGAGAAGGAGGCGUACCUCUUCCUGGCAGGAUACUACCUCAGCGAAGUCCCAGACGAGGCGAACCGCAUAAAGAGAAUCCGAAACGCAGCGCACGGCAUACUCUACGGAAAGAAGGAGGAGAGGGAGAAGCCGGAGGAGCACCUGGAGGAGUACCUGUACUUCCUCCUGAACAUGUAUGUUCGCGGAGUCCUGUCCAAGGAGAGCUGCAUCCAGCAGGCAGGAUCUGCCUUCUCGGACGAGCAGUUCAUGCUGAACAAGUUCAUGCACUUGGUCGACCUCCCAGACAAAAAGCACCUCGAGGACGUAAUAGCAUACAAAAGGGUUUUAUACAAAGUGGCCCGCAUUCCCUGA